Molecule: messenger RNA, 1041 nt
Organism: Naegleria fowleri
Lineage: Eukaryota; Heterolobosea; Eutetramitea; Acrasida; Naegleriidae
Exons: 1
Coding region: 1-1041 (346 amino acids)
Source: RefSeq, a predicted model, not a curated record
AUGAAGAAGAAUAAGAAACUUUUUCAACUCUAUGCCAAUAAUCUUCAGGUAGUAGGAGGAGCACAACAACAGCUUGCUACGACCACCACUACUACUACGAAUAAUACUUCAACAGCCUCUUCCAAUUCAACCACCACCACGACCACCACCACUACAACAACAACCACGACAUCUUCAACCUCUCGAGGAGUCUCCUCACCUGUACCUACCACUACUCCUCUGAUGGACUUCUCUCCAACGAGAUCCACUGGCGCCUUUAUGAAUGCUCCAUCUAAACCAACAACAUACAAUUCCUCCUCAAGAUGCUCACCUCCUCUUCAAACUCAACCACCCUCUCAUUCUUCUUCGCAUCUGUCCUUGGCUUCAACAACACAAUCUCAUACCGCUGUUUCAAUUCAUCAGAAAACCUCCUAUUCAUGUCCAUCUUCGCCACUCCUCUUUCAUAAUUCUCCUCUCAUGAACUCGUCGUACAGAGGAGGAGGAGGAAACACAACUACAGCCACUUCAACAAAUAUGGCAAUUCAUUACGUACAGACACUGUCUCAUCCAACAAUCACAAGGAAUCAUCAUGGUACUCGAGGUUGUUGCCACAUUCCUGGAGUGAUAUCACAUUCAUCUCCUUCCUCUCCAAAGCAACAACAUGCAAUUCCUCCACAUACACCAUGCUCCACAUUGAUCAAUUCAAGCCCUCCUUGUAAAUACAUCCAAAACAGCAUAAUUCUCCUCAGUGAUGAUCUGAUCAAACAUCAAACUCGAACCAACAAGAUCUCUCAUCCAGAACCGUCCAUGUUGUCGACACCAAAGAGCCCAGAAUCACAACAGAAAACUGACAUUUCUAUGGGGAAAACAAAUUCUUGUCCAGUAAUCCAGCACCACCAUUCCGUCCCAUCGCUGAGUAAGGCUGAACAAGAAGAGAUGUUGUAUCGCACUUUAUGGUCCCACAUGGAGAGCACAUCAUCGAGUUCCUCUAAAAUUGUGAAACCAUCCUCUCACUUCAAACCUAAACGAACCAAAAUUACAAUUAAUGAACUGUUGUGUUGA